UUUCUGAAUUCCUUAAUGGUGGCAGUGGUAGUGGUGAUGGUGAUUUCUACUUCCUUCCUCCUGUCCAUCAAUAUGGCAAUCUGGGAAUAGCAUCUCAUAUCAUAGUGACUAUUGAAGCCUCUGACGAUGCGCAUGGGGUCUUUGAGUUCAGUGCUGAAUCCCUCUCUCAAAGUGGAGUGGAGCCUGAAGAUGGAAGAGGAACCAUCACAUUUGAGGUUAUUAGACAUCAUGGUGCAUUGUCUCAGGUGACAUUAUAUUGGUUCAUAGUGCCAAAUGAUACUGAAGAUGUGACUGCCACAAGUGGCAACAUAACAUUCCACGUGGAGCAAAGAAAAGCAAAUUUAACUGUACAUAUUUUGCCUGAUGAAAUUCCAGAACUAGACAAGACAUUUUCAGUUUAUAUCAUUAAUGUUACACAUGGGCGGCUUGAUGUUCACACAAAUGCUACAUUGACUAUUCUUGCAAAUGAUGACCCAUACGGACUUUUGAUUUUCUCUGAAAAAAAUAGGCCAAUUAAAGUUGAGGAAGCAACCAAGAAUGUCACCCUAACAAUAGUAAGGUUGAAAGGUCAGUUAGGAGUGGUCAAGGUUACAUAUAGAACCAUGUAUGAUGAAGAUGACUCACUCUAUCUGCCAUCAAAUAUUGCAAGGGCAACAUUGGGGGAAGAUUAUCUGCCCAUUUCAGGAUUUGUAAUCCUUCCAGCCAACGAAAGUGAAGCUACACUACACCUCCCUAUUCUGGAUGAUGAUGAACCAGAGCAAUCUGAAUCUGUAUUUGUUGAGCUUCUUGGUGCUACUUUGAUAGGAGAAGUCAGUCAUCAGCCAAUUUCAGAUUCUCCUCGCCUUGGAUCUACCACUAAUACAAUUGCUCAUAUAAUUAUCAAUGCCAAUGAUGAUGCUUUUGGAACAUUACAGCUCUCUGCACCAGCUGUCCAAGUACCUGAAAAUUAUAUUGGACCAAUAAUCAAUGUCACAAGGACUGGAGGAAUCUUUGCAGAUGUUUCGGUGAAAUUUAGAGCAGUGCCAAUUACAGCAACUGCUGGUGAAGACUACAGUAUAGCUUCCUCAGAUGUUGUCUUACUAGAAGGAGAGACCAGCAAAGCUGUGCCAAUUUAUAUAAUUAAUGAUAUUAACCCUGAAACAGAGGAGUCCUUCCUUGUGCAGCUGCUCAAUCAGACAACAGGCGGAGCACUACUCGGGAGUCUAACUCAGGCAGUUAUAACUGUUGAGGCUUCGGAUGAUCCAUUUGGUUCUUUUGUUUUCCAGACCACUAAUAUAGUUGUCAAAGAACCUGAAGCCAAUAGAGUGUUGAUAGAUCUGCCAGUUAUUCGCAAUGCUGGAACACUUGGCAAUGUGACUAUUGAAUGGAUUGCUACCAUUGAUGGGCAAUUUGCUGCCAGUGAUUUGAAAGUCUUCUUAGGCAAUAUUCAAUUUUCCCCUGGGGAAACCAUGAAGAACUUGACAUUAGAGAUUCUGAAUGAUGAUGUUCCAGAAAUUGAAGAGAUUAUCAGAGUGGAAUUAAUUCAGGCUUCCAAUGGAGGUACUAUUGGACUAGAUAGAGUGGCAAAUAUUGUAAUUCCUGCCAAUGAUAACCCAUAUGGAACAGUAUCCUUUCAAGAAAACAUGUAUCAUAUUCAAGAGCCAUUGGAGAGAAGUUCAACCGCAAACAUAACAGUAAAAAGGAGCGGCGGAAGAUUUGGUCAGCUGAAGAUAUUUUACAGCACUUCAGAUAUUGAUUUCAUAACUCUUGCGCAAAAGCAAGGGCUGGAUGUAUUAUGCUAUUAUGAAGCACCUAUACAAGGAAUUCCAGAUGAGAGUCAUGUGACCAGAGUGAAUCUUUCACUAGCCAAUGAUUCUGUGUACACUUGUGCUAUUCUUUGUUUGAAAGAGCAGGCCUGCUCAGCUUUUUAUUUCUCUGGUAUUUCCGAAAUUCCAUCAUGUUUUUGGAUGGCAUCUUGGAGUAGCUCAAUAACCAACAACUCAGGAUUCUGGAUAUACAAGAAAAACCUUACCACCUUAACUGCUAUUUUCAGUACACAAGCAAUUGCUAAUAACGACUACGAGCCUGUUACCAGCCAGUGGGUGAUCAUGGAAGAAGGAGAAGAAUUUGCAAACCUCACAGUCUCCAUAUUACCUGAUGAUUUUCCGGAACUGGAUGAGAAGUUUGCCAUUUCUUUGUUACAAAUUAUGCUGAUAAAUGUCACUGCCAGCAUUGAAAAUCAGCCAGUCAUAGGGCAACCAAACACCUCUACAGUUGUAAUACUAAUGAAUGGGGAUGCUUUUGGUGUGUUUGUAAUUUAUAGCAUCAGUCCCCAUACAACUGAGAAUGGUCUUUAUGUGGAAGUAGAAGAAUGGCCUCAGAAUACUGUGCAGUUGAUGAUACAUAGAACAGAAGGUAGUCUGGGACAGGUGAUGGUGGAAUGGAGCAUUAGUGGUGGCACAGCUACCCCAAAUCUGGAUUUUAUAGGUGAUGGAGAAGUCCUGAUUUUUGCAGAAGGUGAGACAAAAAAGCCAGUCACUCUGACUAUUCUAGACGACUCUGACCCCGAAGAUGAUGAAAGCAUUCAGAUUACUUUGACCCACACUGAAGGUGGUAGCCGUAUUUUACUCAGUUCAGCCACUGUCACAGUGGUGAUUUUGGCCAAUGACAACGUAGCAGGAAUUCUUAGUUUUCAAACAUCCUCAAGAUCUGUAAUUGCUCAUGAAGGAGAGCUGUUACAAUUUCAUGUGCUGAGGACUGCGCCAGGAGCUGGCAAUGUAACUGUUGACUGGGAAAUUGUUGGCCAUAAUCUGGAACAAAACUUUGAAAAUAUUUCUGGCAUGCUCUGUUUUUUAGAGGGGGCACUAAAUGCAACACUUUAUGUAUACCUGCUGGAUGACCAGAUUCCUGAAGAAAAGAAAGAAUAUCAUAUAAUCCUGCAUAAUAUUAAAACUCAAGGCGUCACUUCUACUGGCAGUGCUAUUUUGGAUCAUCAAGGAUAUGAAGCAGUUUUGACAGUAGAGGCUAGUGAUGAACCAUAUGGCAUUCUGAAUUUUGCAUCUUCAUCUAGAACUGUAUUAGUCCAAGAGGAAAAUAAGACGAUUCAACUUUUCAUUAACAGAGAAUUUGGAUCUUUAGGUGUUGUCAAUGUAACCUAUACAACAAUUUCAGAAUUUCUUGGGGCAUUGGCUGAACCAGGAGUUGAUUAUAUACCUAUAUCAGGAUCAGUUCUUUUGAAAGAAGGUGUAACAACAGCCACCAUAAAUAUUACUAUUCUAGAGGAUGAUAUUCCAGAAAUGCAAGAAUAUUUUUUUAUUAAUCUAACAUCUGUGAAACUUGUCACAUAUCCUUUGACAUCUUUUCCUCCCAGACUUGAUAUGGAUGGUUUAACAGCACAGAUAAUUAUUGAUACUAAUGAUGGAGCAAGAGGAGUAAUAAGUUGGCAAAAUACAAGGUUUGAUGUAAAUGAAGUAAAUGUAAACUUAACAUUAGUGAUAUUCCGGGACCGAGGAUUGUAUGGUAAUGUGUCCUUAUUCUUGUAUGCUCAGAAUCUGGAAGCAUAUCAGGGACUGGACUUUAAUCUUUCUUCAAGGACUCUUUGUUUUGCUGAUGGAGAAAGAUAUAAAUAUAUUGAGGUUCAAAUUUUUGAUGAUGAGAUUCCUGAAAGAGAUGAGAGAUUCCAACUAAUUUUAACAAAUCCAUCUCUUGGAUUAGAAUUGGGAGAAAAUACAACAGCGACAAUUACUAUUCUGGCCAAUGAUGACGGUCAUGGAGUUUUGUCCUUCAACAAUAGUGAACAUUUUCUCCUAAGGGAACAGACAGCACUUCAUCUAAUGGAAAGUGUUGCAAUACUGAAUAUUAUCAGAGAACCUCCUCAAGGAAUAUUUGGAAAAGUGACUGUCCAAUACAUAGUGCAAGAGAUAAAUUCUUCUGAAGCAUCAGUAGAUUUGACUCCAUCACAGGGUUAUAUUGUUCUAGAAGAGGGAAUAAGAGUCAAGAAUCUGCAUAUUAGUGCCAUCCUGGAUACUGAACCAGAAAUGGAUGAACAUUUCAUCGUUACACUGUUCAAUCCAACUGGUGGAGCCAGAUUGGGUGCAAGAACAGAAACACUGAUCACAGUGUUGCAAAAUCAAGCCCCUUUGGGACUUUUCAAUAUCUUUCCAGUUACAGAAAGGACAAAUUCUGUUAUAGUUGAGGAAGCAAACACUACAGUUUAUUUGAAAAUAUCUCGGAGCAAUGGACUCAAUACAUCAGUGAGUGUGGAAUGGGAAACACGUCCUGAUUCUGCAUUUGGGAUAAAGGGUGGGUUAACUGUACUUGCCGUUUUACAAAGUUUUGAGGAAGAAUCAAUAUCUAGCUGGUGUUUCUUUAUGGAAGGAGACUUUUUAUAUGGUUUAUUGUUGAGAACAAAGCCAGCUGCAAAGUCUUCAAUAUAUCAGUGGCGUGGAGUUUUUGUUCCUGUUGAGGAAUUCAGUAUUGAGAAUCCUCAACAUUGUAUUGCAUUUCAAAUCAAUGGUUCCUCCUAUUUAAUAAUUACUCAUGGUGGAAUAAAAGAACAUAGACCUUCUAACAACACUGUGUUCUUGUUUACCUCUGGAUUUCAGCUGCUAGAGGUACAGUCUAUAGUGGUGCCAGCCACCAGUGAUAUAAAAUAUUUCAAUUUGAACCAAAGCCAUUAUUUGAUUAUUGCAAGUUGUAGACCAGAAUCCAAGUCUACCCAGAUUUUCCACUGGAAUAAUGGCAUCUUCAUAUUCCAUAAUCAACUCUCUGUGAAUGGAGUUUUGAGUCUGGAUCUUUUCCCUAGGGGAAGUACAACUUACCUAGUCAUUGUCCCUUGUGAAUCCACACAUACACCUCUUUUAUUCAAGUGGUCAGAUAAUGAUUUUAUAAGGUUUCAAGAAGUGCCAAUCAAUGGAAUAACACAAGUCCAAGCUAUCAUUUCUGGAUCUGACGUCUACCUAAUUUUUGCAAAAGGUACUCAUAUUUGAUAGAAUUACAUUAAUACAUGUGAAAUUUUUGUCUGGGAGACAGGGCAAUUUUCCUUCAGAUAUUUUCAGUCCAUUUCCGUCAGAGCAGUAAAUGCAAUCCAUACUUUUUCCCCACCUUCUGGUUUAGUGCAUGUGCUGUUUGCUAGCAAAGAUAAAUCAGAUCUGUAUUCCUGGAACUCCAAAAUGAAUCGGUUUUCUCCAAUGCUAGAAGCUCCUUCUGCCAAUCAUAUUUCCAGUUUCAAUGUAAAGUCUCUUAAUUCUAACAAAAGUUUCAUUGUUAUGACUGGAGAUUCCUAUUCCUAUGUUUACGAGCUAACUGCAAUUUCAAAUCAAUCAGAUUUUAUACCUAGUUCAGAUGAACUGAUAUUUGAACCAGGAGAUGAAGAAAUUGUGAUAGCAAUCAAUAUUUUUGAUGACACAGUCCCAGAGGAAGAAGAAUCUUUUAGAGUAUGGCUGAAAAAUCCAAAAGGUGGUGCAGAAAUAGGUCCUAAUGGUUAUGUGACCAUAGUGAUACCCUCUAAUGAUGAUGCUCAUGGAGUUGUUGCAUUUGCCCAGAAUUCUUUAUUUAAACAAGUAGAAGAAAUGGAACAGGAUACCUUGAUCACCUUGAACAUUGAGCGCUUAAUAAGUACAUUUGGACAAGUUAUAGUACACUGGGAAGCUAGCGGGAGUAUUCAUGACAUAUUUCCAACUUCAGGAGUGGUGGCAUUUUCAGAGGGUCAGGCUUUGUCAACAGUAACUUUAACAGUCCUUGCAGAUGUUAUUCCUGAAGCUUCAGAGACACUGAUUAUAACUCUCACUCAUAUUAGCACCGUGGGCAUUCAAGACCCCCAGAGAGGAGCCAUAAUUGAUAGAAGUCGAGCAAAAGCUAUGCUUACUAUUCUUCCCAAUGACACUCCCCUCGAUGUAGUGGGAUGGCACACAGAUUCUCUCUUUAACAAAGUAGCAGAGCCUGAAGGGAGAUCAACUACUAUUACUUUACAUAUUUUCAGAGAACAACCAUUUGUUGGUGAUAUUAAUAUACACAUAAUAUCCCACCCUAUCUUUUCACUCCCUCUUGUUAAUCAAGCCAUUGAAAAUGAAGAUUAUAGAUUGGAAAACAAGACAAUUAUUAUGACAGAGAAUAUAACAUUAAUUUCAGUUAAUGUAACCAUUUUACCAGAUAAUAUUCCAGAAUUACAAGAGGGGUUUUUAAUCAAUAUCAGUAGUGUGCAAUUAUUGGACUCUUCUCUUACUAGAGGGCAACAGAGUAUGAAGAAAUUUGGUUUAGAAAUAGCUGAGAUUUUAAUUGAAGAGAAUGAUAACCCCAGAGGAAUAUUUCAGUUCAAUAUUAGCAAGGAUAUGAACAGGACAGUGGCUGCUUAUGAAGUACCACCCCCAGACAAUAUUCUGAAGCUGUCCAUCAUUCGGAAAGCAGGAACAUUUGGAUCAAUAAAACUAGAUUGGGAAGCCACACCUGCCUCUGCUAGUCUGAAAGACUUUUUACCAUCAUUUGGAAAUCUUAUAUUUGCUGAUGGACAAGUUACGGGAGUGAUAGAGAUCACUAUCAUAGAUGAUGAUGAGGUUGAAUUUUUGGAAAUGUUCACUGUUACCUUACUUAGAGUGACAGGUGAUGCAAGAUUAGGUGAUGAUGUGCAGAUGAUAGUUACUAUUGCACCAAAUGAUUCUCCUGCUGGAGUUUUCAGCUUUGAAGAAAAGCAUGUAACAGUAAAAGAACCUCAGUCAAUACAUGACCCCACAGCAAAUGUCUUUCUCACUGUAAGUCGAAGUUCAGGAGGCCAAGGAGAAGUCCAAAUUCUUUGGAAACUUGAAGAGGCAGCUAGAUAUGAUCUCACUCCUCUCAGUGGUACUCUUUUCUUUUCUGAGAUGGAAUCUCAGAAAAACAUAAUUUUGCAUGCAAUUCAAGAUGAUGUUUUGGAAGGUGAUGAACAUUAUUCAAUUCAUCUGGUGUCUACUGAUAACACAGAAAUAUCACCUGUAAAUGGUAUAGCAACUAUUACUAUACUGGCAGAUCAAGGAGCUUCUGGAGUUGUUGGGAUAUCUUCACAAUCCACCCAUUUCCUGAUUGGGGAACCCGUAGGAAAAUAUAAUGGAACUGCUUUUAUUGGUCUAGUUCGUGGGCCAGGGAUCUUUGGAGAAAUCACAAUCUCCUGGGUUAUAACAUCACCUGAUCAAAAUGAAUUUGUUGAUGUAUCAGGAACUGUCACCAUGAGAGAUCAGCAGUCUGCUGCUGUUAUACUGAUUCAGGCUCUCGAUGAUGAUAUCCCAGAAGAAAAGCAAUACUAUCAGUUUCAGUUAACAGAUAUUAGCAAUGGCGGAAUCAUAGAUGAGGAGGCCAAAACAGCAAAUAUUACAAUGGCUGCUAGUGAUUUGCCAUAUGGACAAUUCACAUUUUCUCAAGAUGUACUGCAAACAACAGAAGAAGAAAAAUGGGCUAACAUCACAGUUGUCCGUUCUCAUGGAUUUUACAAACAAAUUCACCUUUUGUAUAAGACGUUGAAUGGGACUGCAGUAGAAGGCUCAGACUUUGGAGUGACUCCAGGAGAGCUUAUUUUCAAACCCACUGAAACUGUUAAAACUAUUUAUGUUGAAAUCUAUGAUGAUGAUCUUCCAGAAGGUCCUGAGGAUUUUUCAGUAGUAAUUACAAAAGUAGAAUUACUGGGAAGUGGAUUUGAUUUUACAAUAAAAGAAAAUGGAUUGCAAAUUGAUCAGUCACCUGAGAUAGGAAAUGCUUCAGUAAUAAGAAUCAUUAUAUCAAAAAGUGACAAUGCAGAAGGCAUCAUUGAAUUUGAUCCUUCCUAUGCAAGACUUGAAGUGGAAGAAGAUGUUGGUUGGAUAAUGAUUCCAGUAUUUCGAAGACUAGGAAGUUAUGGUUUUGUGACAGCAGAUUUCAUAUCUAGAAGUAUUUCAGCUCUUCCCGAUGGGAUUGAUUAUAGUAUUACAAAUAAUUCAGUUAUGUUUCAUCAUGGCCAAAUAGAGAGUUUUAUCAGCAUUUUAAUCAUAAAUGAUGAAGAAAGAGAAAAUGCUGAGCAAUUUGAAAUCCAGCUAAUAGGUGCCAGUGGGGGAGCGGUUCUGGGACCUCACCUGGUGACUCAAAUAACUAUUGCUAAGAGCGACUCUCCACAUGGGAUUGUCCGCUUCCUCAAUGAAAGCCAAAUCAUUCUUCCCAACCCUAAUGUCUCAUUAACACUGUCCUUGGUACUUGAAAGAGCUGGAGAAUUGAUAGGAGAGUCUCAGAUUAAUUGGGACAUUUUAGGACCUAAUUCAGAGGUAAUUUUACCUCCUCUGAAUGGUGACAUCGGUGACCCAGUAAAUGGAUCGUUCUAUUUUGCGGAAACAGAAGGUGGCUUGCGACAUAUCAACUUGAAAAUUUAUCCUCAUGAAGAAGUUGAAGUUCAAGAGAUCUUCAUUAUUAGGUUGCGUGUUAUGAAGGGAGAAACAGAACUAGAUCCCAAGGCUGCCAAUAUAACAAUAAAAAUUUUAAAGUUUGGUGAUCCCAAUGGGAUAGUGCAGUUUCUUCCUGAAUCCUUAUCUCCAAAGAUUUUUGAGGAACCAUCAGCAUCUGAAGGUCCAUUGAAUAUUGUGCUUUUCAUAAAGCGAAUUCAAGGCAUUAUGGGGAAUAUCACGAUUUACUGGAAAUUAAGUAGUGAUUCUGAUACUACCAAUGAUUUCACAACUGCGAGCGGUUCUGUUGUGAUUCCUGAUCUACAAAGGACUUCAGAAAUUGUGAUUUCCUUGUUGCCUGAUGAUAUUCCUGAAAUAGAUGAGCAUUAUGAGGUGCAGCUGACUUCAGUGGAAGGAGGAGCUGAUUUGGAUCUGGAGAAAAGCAUUUCUAGAUUCAUGGUGGUUGCAAAUGAUGACCCAUAUGGAGUAUUUGUUCUGUAUGGUGAAAAACAGUCAGUACUAGUAGAGAAAGAUCUCAGCCGACAUAUCCAGAUUAAUAUUUCUCGGCAUGCAGGAACUUUUGCAGAUGUAAUUGUAGAGUACCAAAUUUCAUGUUCCAAUGAAGAAAAAGUAGUCACACCAGCCAACAGAGUGGGAAAGCUACAUGUUAAAGCAGGCUCCAGUUAUGGAUUGAAAACAGUGCCAAUAUACACCCAGGUAUUUAUUUCCCCUGACAUGAAUUUGACCUUGGAACUGAUCAAUGUAACCUUAGCUAAUAUUAGUGCCAAUAUUGCGCCUAAAAUAUUAGAGACAGCCAGGUUGGUCUGUUUUCCAAUUCCCAAAGAAGCUGCCAAUUCUCAGGUUGCCUUUGAUUCUAUUAUCUUGAGACUUAUAAAUAUUACAGCAGGAACAACUAAAGCUCUUAUAACUCGUAAAGGAACAUAUGGCUCCAUUGUAGUAUCUUGGAAUUCUGGAUAUCCACCGGGGCUUAUUCCGCUGUACCUUCACCAAGGCAGUAUUAUACCAGCCUCUGGCACAGUUAUUUUUUCUCAUGGUGAACAAAACAAAACAGUUUUAUUGCAAGUUAUUCCAAAUGCAAAUAGUCCUGAGGUGUUUGCUGUACAUCUGGCCGCUGUGCAGAGUAAUGCAUCUGGUGGGGCUUGUCUAAGAUCAGAUUUCAUUAUUGCUGAGAUUGAGCCAAUGGGAGUCUUUCAAUUUUCUCCUAGCUCAAGGAACAUUUUAGUGAGGGAAGAUGUGCAAACAGUCAAAUUAAAUGUACAAAGACUUUUUGGCUACCAAAGCAACCUCACAACAGUGUUCUAUCAGACCACUGCAGGAAGUGCCAAAUCACUAGAAGACUUUGAACCUGCUCAUGAUGUAGAACUUAUUUUUGGAUUCCUUGACACUAACAUGGUAUUGGAAAUCUUGGUAAUUGAUGACAGCAUUUCAGAGGGGGAAGAAUUUUUUUUUGUGAAUUUAACAUCUGUGAAUGUUUUAGAUGUUCAGGACCUUAAUCCAGCUUGGAAUCCACGUCUGAAUCCAGAAUUUAGCAUUGCAUCAGUUACUCUAUUGGCCAGUGAUAUCCAUUAUGGAAUUUUAAGUCUUGGACCAACUAUUAUUUACACUGAAGAAGACAGCAAUAACAUUGCUUCCAACACUAUUCUAAUUCAUAUCAGAAGGUCUCAGGGAUCUGUGGGAAAUGUCUCUGUAAAUAUAAAAACGUUUGGUGCAACAAAUGCUCAAAGCGGAGCAGAUACAUUUCCUUUUGAAAUUGUCCCUGUGGUUUCUAAUCUUACCUGGGCAAUCGAAGGGGCAGACUUUGAAGAGAUGGCUCUGUCUGUCACGUUAUUGGAUGGAGAACGUGAAAGAGAAGUAUCUAUCAAAAUUCUUGAUGACGACGAACCUGAAGGGGAAGAAUUUUUUUAUGUUGUUCUUUCUGAACCUCAAGAUGGAGCUCAGAUUACAGAAAGCAUGGAUGAAUAUGGAUUUAAAGGUUUUACCACAAUAAUUAUCAAAGGAAAUGAUCUUCAGAAUGGAAUACUGGGAUUCAGUGAAGAAACCCAACAUGGUCUUGUGCUUGAUGAAGAUUCAGAAAAGAGGAAAGUGGAACUCUUUGUCAUCCGACAGCCAAACAGGGCUUUUGAAGAUGUGAAAGUGUCUUGGCGUGUGACUUUUAAUCAAACAUCAGUUGUCCUGCAGAAUAAUGGCACCAAUCUGGCAAAUGAACUGAUAGCUGUUACAGGGGUUACUACUUGUAAUGCUGGCCAAAUACAGUGCAUAGUUUCUAUUGAGAUUCAGUCUGAUAAUGUGGCUGAAUCUGAGAUCUGCUUUUUUGCUGAACUCUAUGACGUGGGGGAAGGAGCAGCUUUAAACGAGAGUGCCAGAUUUGCACACAUUAUAAUUCCGGAGAGUGAUUCUGUGCAGAAGGAUCUCAUCUACUUUGCUGUGGGGUCUCGUCUAGCUGUGGCCCAUAUGAAAGCCACUUCAAUUCGACUCCAAGUGGUUAGAGAUUCUGGUACAGCAUUUGCUAUCUCAGUUGACUACAGAACUCAGGAGCUGUUGAGACCUGAACCUUUUGGUCGUGUAAUCAUAUCUCCUGCCAUUUCCGGACAAGAUUUUAUUGCAUCUGAAGGAACAUUGUCUUUUGAAUCUGGACAGAGAAGUGCUCUACUAAGUAUAGUACUCAUCCCAAAGAGUGGAUAUCUGAAUUUAUUUCCUAAGCGCUUCCACGUUAUGCUGUUCAAUCCUAUAGGUGGUGGCAGAAUUGAUAGCAUCUAUGGUAUUGCCAACAUCACCGUUGUCUCUGAUUCAAACUCCCAAGCAAUCUGGAGUCUGACUGAUCAGUUGUUUCAACCACUUGAUGAUAUUAUUUUGAAUCCAAUCCUCCAGCAUUUAAAUAUCCAAGUAGUCACAGAAAAUACAGAAGAGCAACUUGCUGCUGUGAUGUAUAUCAUAGAUAAGGUAAUAUCUGAAGGAGAAAUACAGGCACUCACUGAUCAAAACAGAAAUCUUUUGUAUGAAAUCCUCUGUGCACUAGCUAAUCCCAAACGUAAGGAUACUCGAGGCUAUAGCUUCCUUGCCGAUAUUACUGAGAAAUUUGCUUUUUCUCUACCUGUUGGUGAAAAGUGUGGCUCACAGGGUGAAAGAGGUAAAACCAUCCUUGACCAUUGCCCUUAUAUUGUAAUUACAUCCCAUCACUGGUAUCCACAACAAAUCAAUGGGCAUAGAUUUGAUGGAAAAGAUGGGGAUUUCAUUAGAGUUCCUGACCACUUAUUGGAAGUUUCUGCUUCAUCCCAUUCUAAUGAUGCAACCUGUAGGUUCAUUCAAGUCACUGAAUACAGUAGCCAACAAUGGUUUACAGCAGAUGGUAGAGGAAUUGCCCUAAAAAAUAAGGUUUUUUCAAUGAGCGUGAAGGGACAGAGUCCAGUUCAGCUAAAAGAUAAUAAUCAGGUCAUCUAUCGGAUUUAUUCAACAGACAGUCAUAUAAUUCCUCAUAAGUCUUUGUGUCUUCUUUGGAAUCAGAUUGCUGAAAGUUGGCUGUCUAAUACUCAAUUCUGUAAGCUGAUGGAAGAUUCCUCCGAUUACGUGGAAUGCUCUUGUUCACACAUGUCAGUUUAUGCAGCUAGGGCACAGACAGACAGCUUCUCUUCUUACAAUGAAGCUUUCUUUUCUUCUGGUUUCAUCUGUAUUUCUGGCUUCAUCUUGGCUAUAUUUUCAUAUUUCUUAUGUACCAGAACAUCAAUGUUUGCUGCUAAACUCCUCACUCAUAUGAUGGUUGCCUGCUUGGGUACUCAGAUAUCAUUUCUGGCUUCAGCUUACACAAGUCAGCAGCUCUCUGAAGAAAGUUGCUCUGCUUUGGGUUCAGUUACCCACUAUCUUUACCUUUGUCAGUUCAGCUGGAUGCUUAUUCAGGCUGUUAAUUUUUGGUAUAUCCUGGUGAUGAACGAUGAACACACAGAACGGCGUUAUCUAAUUUUUUUUCUUUUGGGUUGGGGUCUUCCAGCCCUUAUUGUUAUACUAUUACUAAUUAUCAUGCGAGGAAUCUAUCAUCAUAACUUACCACAGAUUUAUGGCCUGAUUCAUAAUGACCUAUGCUUCAUUCCAAAUAUUUACGGAGCCCUUUUUACUGCUGCCCUGGUACCACUAGUAUGCCUGGUGGUAGUAUUUGUGGUGUUCAUCCAUGUUUAUCAAGUGACACCCCAGUGGAAAGCUUAUGAUGAUGUAUUUAGAGGAAGAACCAAUGCAGCAGAGAUCCCAUUGGUUUUGUACUUAUUUGCGCUCAUUUCCAUGACAUGGCUAUGGGGAGGACUGCACAUGGCUUACAGGCAUCUGUGGAUGCUGGUCUUCUUUGUCAUUUUCAACAGCCUACAAGGUCUUUAUGUCUUUGUUGUAUAUUUCAUUUUACAUAACCAACUUUGCUGUCCCGUGAAAGCCAGCUAUACAGUUGAAAUGAAUGGAAAUACUAGCUCGGGUUCUACAUUUUUCACUCAUGGAAGUGGCAUGCCUUUGGCAGGGGAAGAGAUCAGCAAAUCUACUCAAAAUCUUAUUGCUGCUAUGGAAGAGAUGCCAGCAGACUGGGAGAGGGCAUCCCCAAGAACAGGCACCGAGGCCAGGACUGUCUUUAAGCAAAGCCCACAGAAUGGCAGUGCCUACAUAGCUGCUGGAGAAUUUAGGAACAGUUCUUUGAUGGCAGAUGAAGAAUCACAAGAGUUUGAUGAUUUAAUAUUUGCUUUAAAAACUGGUGCUGGCCUCAACAUCAGUGAUACUGAGUCAUGUCAUGGCAGCCUGGAUGGAAGUACAAUAGCUAAUUCCCAAAUUGUUGAACUUAGAAGAAUACCUAUAGCAGACACUCAUCUCUAAUCCUUUCCUUUUUUUAACAUGCUGUACUGCAUUCUGCUUUUUAUACAUGUGUUUUAUUUGAACAACAGCAACAACAAAAUAUCAUUACAUAUAGCUC
Molecule: messenger RNA, 13308 nt
Organism: Protobothrops mucrosquamatus (brown spotted pit viper)
Lineage: Eukaryota; Metazoa; Chordata; Lepidosauria; Squamata; Viperidae
Product: adhesion G-protein coupled receptor V1-like
Exons: 65
Biological process (GO): cell communication; G protein-coupled receptor signaling pathway; cell surface receptor signaling pathway
Cellular component (GO): membrane
Molecular function (GO): G protein-coupled receptor activity
Source: RefSeq, a predicted model, not a curated record